CUCAGAGUGGGGCGCUACUAUUGAGUCAGUCGAAAAGAAACGAUACUUGAGAUUUUAUCUUUUCUUAUGAAUUUAAUCCGCUCAAUUCGGUGGCAGUCUGCCGAUCCCACUAAGUAAUACAAAAUCAGUGCGCUAAAUUGGUUCAUUCAAAGAUUUCACCAAGUAUUAUUUUCAAAAGUUGAUCUUCAUUCUAGCUGUUCUAAGGAAACAAAGGUAAGUGUGUGAUACGAGGACAACCGUCAGAAAAAUGGAGUUAAAAAUUUUCAUCACUGUCUUUCUUGUUUGUGGGACCUCAAUGCUCAUUUCAUGCGAGGCGCGUUCAGCUGAUCUAAGGAACGAAGCUGUAAUCCACCCAGAAUUAAUGAAAGAAGUUGGAUUAAAGGAUUGGAUGUUCGAGCGACUAAUCAAAAAAGCUCUGGAAGCCUUCAAAAGACUCAUGAAGAAAGGAGACGCCAGUAAAAAUAUUCCAGUACUAGACCCAUUGUACACGGCCGCAGACACGGCGUAUUAUAAUUCAAAUGAUGGCGUUUUUGAAUUCAAAAUGGAGAGUAAGAAUGUCACGACGACAGGGCUGUCCGAGUUUGUUGUCAACCAUGUCUCGGCGAGUAUGUUCAGCUUAAAGGCUGAUUUAGACCUGACGUUCACAAACAUCAACAGAAAAGGAACGUACAAAGCCAAAGCUUCUCUAUUUCAAGACGUCGAUGUAUUUUAUGGAGACGGAUCAUUAGAUGAGAGCGUUUCAAACUUAAACAUUUUGCUCCACUUACACUUUGGUCUCAGCCUUAAUAAAAUACUAUACGUCAAAGAAGUCGGUGUCAAAUUCAAUGUGCAGCAGGGCUCGGUGAAUUUGGAUGGACUUCUGAACAACAGCAAAUUAGGGAAGACCGUGAAUAAAAUUCUUUCAGAUGGAGGAGCAAAUUUCGUAAAUAAAAAUAGAGAAAGAAUCCAACCUCACAUAAAUGAAGCUGUCAAGACUAGAGUAUCGCACCUCAUCGAUGGAAUGACACUGCCAGAAUUGAUUCAGUUUUUGGAAGCUCUAAUCAACGCGUAAAAUAAACCAUUGAGUUUGAAGUAUUUAACUUGGAAGAAGGGCCAACAAUUUUUUAGAGCCGGUCACGUUCUCAUGUGAUAGAAAAGGAGGAGAGAGCGACACUAUUUACGUGAAAAUCAACAAAAUAAAUGUAUUCAAAAUUGACCAAUAAACUGUUUUUAAAAUCCCA
Messenger RNA from Bemisia tabaci, 1220 nucleotides. RefSeq lists its product as uncharacterized. Lineage: Eukaryota; Metazoa; Arthropoda; Insecta; Hemiptera; Aleyrodidae. The record is from RefSeq and is a predicted model, not a curated record.